Rhizopus microsporus ATCC 52813 is the source of this 1056-nucleotide messenger RNA. RefSeq lists its product as uncharacterized. The transcript has a single exon. The coding region runs from base 1 to 1056 and encodes 351 amino acids. Lineage: Eukaryota; Fungi; Mucoromycota; Mucoromycetes; Mucorales; Rhizopodaceae. The record is from RefSeq and is a predicted model, not a curated record.
AUGACUGAUGAAAAAGAUAUCACAUCACAUUUUAUAGCCCAAGAAAUAGAAGCUACAUCACUUCUAUUAAUUGAUCAAAAAGAAGAAAGCAUAUCGCCAACGGUAGAACAGCAGAGGUCCAUUGAUUCACCAUUAAUGAUGCAGCAGGAAGAGCAUAUGCAUACAUCUUCAUAUGUAUCAAUUGAACAAAAAGAUAUACCUGCAGCAGUAGUUGAAACUAAAGUAAAACAAACAGGGACUGUCCCAAUCGCAACAAUGGAAAAAGAAGAGACAGAUUCUACCCUAUCUGAAAUAGUCCAACAAAAAAACAUGGUCCCUUUGCCUCAAACAAUGGACCAAGAGGAACCAUCAAAAGAUCAGCAUGAAGCAAUUCAAGCAAGCAACGAUGCAUCCAGUCAUUAUUUGCCACUUAAGCAGCUCCAUGUGAUGUCAGUGUUACCUAACAGUGAUAUGGAACAAGUGAUCCCAUUUACCAUAACAACCAGUCUUUUGCAUGAAAACGUUGGCAAUGACAAAUUAAUGCACGAGCAGCCUUAUCUGACAAGAAAAGACGAAUCUCCAUCAGAGCAUGAUUCGUCUGAAUCAGAGCAGUCGUCAACGUCUAUGCAUGAACGACAAGAGGAGCAACAGCAACAGGAAGGAUCAUCUGACGAAUUACCGUCCUAUCAAUUAUCAACAACUACAUCCAUUUGCUCUCGACGAAGCAGUGAGACGAAUGCAACACGUUAUACUACACCAAAGAAUCAAUUUGAGCAAAUCGUCACACCUACCCUGGAAGAGAAACAGCCUUUGAAGGACGUAUCUAUCGUAAAUGAGUACAAUAUUAUGCCCCAACCAGAAAAAUCAAGCUCAAGCUUGAGUAAAAAUAGAUUUUCAUCUAUUCGUUUAAAAAGGAAAAAGACUGUAAACAAAAAAGCAGCCGAAGCUUCAGUAUCCAAUGGACCCGAACCUUCACCCAAACCUUCGCCCAAACCUUCACUCAAACCCUCAGUUUCUACAAAAAUACAGGAAAAGUUGAAAAAGUCUGGCAAGCGAUUUACCAAAAUGUUUUCUUAA